This is a messenger RNA of Trichosurus vulpecula (common brushtail), 4121 nucleotides long. It is a transcript of the gene SOWAHB, whose product is annotated as sosondowah ankyrin repeat domain family member B. Gene Ontology annotation, molecular function: protein binding. The transcript has a single exon. NCBI's taxonomy places the organism in Eukaryota, Metazoa, Chordata, Mammalia, Diprotodontia, Phalangeridae. The record is from RefSeq and is a predicted model, not a curated record. The coding region runs from base 223 to 2775 and encodes 850 amino acids.
CGCACAACCCAGCCCGGCCACCUUGGCCGCCCGGGACCGCCAGACAGGCGGACGGGCUUAGCCAAGGCCGCCCCCAGAGGGGCGGGAGGGAGUCCCGGCGCGCCCCCCCAGCCCCGGUACUCUGUGCCUCCAGCUGAUGGAGGGCGGCGGGCCUGCCCCCGGGAGCAGGUGACACGCACGGGUGCCAGCCCGGGCGGGAGCCUGGGGAGCAGGAGGAGGAAGAUGGCCCGGGAGUUGAGCCAGGAGGAGCUGCUGGACUUCCUGUGCCAGGCCGGGGGCCGGGUGACCAACGCCGCCUUGCUGGGCCACUUCAAGAGCUUCCUCCGGGACCCCAGCUUGGCCCCGGGCCAGCUGCAGCAGCGCCGCGAGCUCUUCAAGAGCCUCGUCAACUCCGUGGCCGCCGUGCGCCAGGACCCCGACGGCACCAAGUGCGUGGUGCUCAAGAAGAGGUACCGGGACCUUGUAGGGGAGGAGGGGCUGCGCGGGCCCCGCUGCGACCCCCAGCCCGCUGCCCCGCAGCAGCGGCCGGGAGCCGCGGCCGCCUCCCCAGGCAGCCGGCGGCGGGCGCCACGGCAGCGGCAGCAGCCCCAGACCCCGCAGCAGCAGCCUCGCCCUCAGCCUCGGUCCCCGCAGCAACUGCCCCAGCCCCCGCAGCAACAGCCCCAGUCUCAGCCCCGGUCCCCGCAGCAACAGCCCCAGCCUCAGCCCCGGUCCCUGCAGCAACAGCCCCAGUCUCAGCAAUCCCAGUCUCAGCCUCAGCCCCAAUCCCAGCCUCAGCCGGCCAGGAGGCAGCCUCGGGAGAAGGAACCAGAAGCUGAGCCGUCAGGUGCAGGAGCCACAGCCCCGGAAAUAGAGUGCAAUGGGCUCUGGGCCAGGCCGGGGGAUGCUCCGGAGUCCACCGAAACGGGAAGAAAGGGAGUUGAUUGCAGCCCUGGGAGGCUGGAGGAGGCAACCGCUGCAAGCCCUUCACCCCAGGCUAGGGGCUGGGCUGCUGGAGGGGCUCAAGGUGGCUGUCGGGAGUGUGGCCAGGAUAGCCCUUGGGCUGGCUCCACAGAGCCACACCUCCUCUCACAUGGGAGCCCUCCCUUGGAAGAGCAGCAGACCCCGGAGCCCAGCUCAGAGGCACCACUCGAAGGCACACUGCACUCUAGCUCUGGCUCAUCCAACAAGUCCCCACUGUUGGCCACGGAAGCCUUCAGGACAUCAAGGAAUAGCCGUUCCUUGGCAUCUCUUGCUUUCCCUGGAGUUGGGCCAGAACUAUUGACCCUAAGUGGACCACAUUCCUAUGCAGCCCAGCAGCAGCAACGCACCCGAGAGUGGGUGGCCAACCACUCCCAGCCCUCCCCAGGCAUUGUUGCAGGAAGGACACAGCAAAGUCCCAGCCGUUUUUGGUCUGUGCUGCCUGAGAACUUCCUCACGCUGCCCUAUGGUUGGGGGGACCCAGCCUCAGAGAGGCUGCCGCCUUCUCUCCCUGCUUCCCCUCCUCCCUUAACUGCUGGGUCUUCAGUUUUUCGGAGCAUCCGUUGUCAACUAGACCUCCAGGAUCUGGAGAACUUUGUGGAGGAGGAUAGCCAUGACAGUGAGGAGAGUACCAGUGGACCAAGGGAGUCUCCAGGGGAAUUGGAGGAAGCCCCAAAGGUUUCCUUAGAAAACAGAGCCCAGGAAAAACUCAGGACCCCAGCUGGGCAUUUUAUUAAAUCUCAGCAGGAAAAUCUUCCUCUCAAUAAAUCCCAGGGACCCAUAUUUAGAAGUGGUUACUCCCUUCCAUAUAUCCCACCAAGCGUUAAUGGUCCUGUUGUAAUGUCAGCCAAAAUACCCAGGGAGUCUUCUAGCCUGCCUCAAGACCCCAUGCCCUGGCCAACUGUCAGGUUAAAGAGAUCUCUGAGGAGAAGUUCCAAGGCAGGGAGGGCCAAAAUAUCCUCUUCUGAUGAGGAGUUGCUGGAUGAAGACUUAGUAAAGAGGAACCGUCGGCCACCACGAUCCAGAAAGUUGUCUAGGGCAGGAGAUGUGCCCUGUCCAAAGGUGGAUACCCCUUUGACCCAGAAGCCAGCAAUUCACAAGGCUUCAUCAGAGCAAAGACUGGCAGAUAGCAUUUGGGUUCCCCCUGGGGAUGUGUCUUCUGUCUUAGUUUCUCUCAGACCUUCUGUGCACAAGUCCUCUUUAGUGCCCCUGGACUCCCGGGAGCAUGAAUGGAUUGUGACACUAGCCAGUGGCUCAUGGGGACAGGUACUAACUCUGUUUUGGGAAGACCCCCAGCUGGCUCUUCGAAAAGACUUUUUGACUGGAUAUACUGCAUUGCACUGGAUUGCCAAACAUGGGGCUCUCCAGGCCCUUCAGGCAUUGGUCAAAGGGGCCAAAAAGACAGGGAUCGUCCUUGAUGUGAAUGUGAGGUCCAGCUGUGGAUAUACCCCACUGCACCUUGCUGCCCUCCACGGGCACCAGGAUAUCAUCAAACUUUUGGUACAGAAGCUGGAGUCUCGAGUGAAUAUACGAGACAGUAGUGGGAAGAAGCCCUGGCAGUAUUUGACUAGCAGUACCACUGGGGAGAUAUGGCAGCUUCUUGGCGCCCCUAGGGGGAAGCCCAUUUUCCCAGUUCAUUCCUUAGUUAAAAGUUCUUCCCCCACCAGGAAGGCCAAGAGCCAUAAUGUAUCAAGGCACAUAAGCAGAAAGACCUCCCUUGCUGCAUUACUCAAAAGUCAACACAACAGAUGGAAAACAGCCCACCAGUAUGACAAAUUCCAAACAUUAGGGGAGAAAGAUGAAUAUAGUGAGUGAAGUGUCCCUCACUCAAACGUGCAGAGACAUUUUGAUCUGGAGUCACCCUCUGAACAAACUCCACACUCUGCCAAGAUCAGUCACUUCUGGCUUAAAGGACUUGAGAUGAAUUGCUGGGGUGCUGGGUAGGUCAAUGAGAAGAAUUAGCUUAUUUAGCAGGUACCUGUCUCUAGACUUGUGUUAGUAGCUGUGCCAGAAGUUGCUAGUGUUGGAGGUUCUGCUUUCUUAAGCAUGAAUGGAAGACCUGGGGCCAAGAUAGAAGUCUGGAACUCAGCACAGACUCUCCUUUGUGACCAUGGAUCAAAGUGUCAGGCUCUUGAGCAGAUGCCCCAACAGGAGAGCCAAUAAGGCACUCAGGGUUUCGAGACUUCCACUGUGACUCAGCAUCUUUUGUUGAGUGCCCUUUAGUCUUUACAAUAAAUCUUUCCCAAGAGUAUUGGGAAGGCACAGAAAAUACCAUAUUUCAAAUAUCAGCAUUGGCCUUUAUUUUGUGUAGUUCAGUAAAAAUCCAAUAUGGAAAAAAGGAAGUAGGUCCAAAGUCCCUCCACCUCCAACCCUUAGAAUUUUGUUCUUUCUGCAACUCCAGGUGGUGGAUAUAGGAGGAUUUUGUUGACUCUUUGGAGAAUCAUUUCUCUGACCCUUUUUGUAUCAUGUACCCCCUCCCCCCUCACAUUGACAUUCUGGUGUAGCCUGUGGACCUCUUCUUGGAAUAAUAUUUUUAAAUAAUUGAGGAAAAGCUGAAUUUUAGAGGUUAAUGAAAAUAAAGUUGUAUUUUUUUUUCCCUUCCAAGUUCACAGACUCCCUGAAGUAUAUCUACAGGCCUUCCUUGAGGAUUCAUAGACCACCACCUCCCCUUUUGGAUUAAGUGGGUAGGAUGGCUGAUUAUGUAGUUGAAAGAGAUCUAAUCAUGAUCUCCUACUCCAAAAUGCUCCCCCACCCCCCACCCUCCCACAAUGCAUCAAGCUUGAAUGGCCAACCUCAAAGUUCCUGAUUACAAUGGAUACUGAAUAAUUGAGAGUUAAAGGAAGAAUGUUGCCUUAUCCACAUGGAGGGAAAGUGAAAUGCAACUUCUGGAGCUGCUAGCAAGAAAAUUAAUUUGCACUAAAUAUGUGUCCGGUGAAGAUUGUUUUGAUGGAAGCACAUCAUAUCAGAUCUAUUCUAGGAAAUAAUAGUCAGUCCAUGUACCUUAUAAUGGGACAGAAAAACUUCAGGCCAUAAAUGGAAAGAAUGAAUAGAAAUAUAAUUCUAUGCAAAAAAAAAUCAAACAAUUCUAAAUGAAUGGCAGAGGGGAAUGUUAAUUUUAUUCUGCAGUCUUUUAAUGGACAGUGGCAAUAAAGCAAUAUUUU